CGAUUUAUACUUCUGUUUUUCUUUUUUUUUUCAGUUGUUUCACUGUCUUGGCGCGCCUUUUCAAUCCAGUGUAAAAUGGGAUGGCAAGAAUGGAACCAGGCCUGCUACAAGUUAAGCAAAGAUUUUAAACCAUUCUCCAACGCCUCCUCCAUUUGUAGGCAGAGUGGCGCUGAAUUGGUGUCCAUUGCAAGUCUCCAAGAAAACGAAUUCGUCCACAAUAUUUCCGAAGGAGAGGACGUCUUCAUUGGUCUCCGUGCUGCAAAAGCCAAUGACAGCUUUGUCUGGUUGGAUGGCAGCACUUUUGAUUACACUAGGUGGGAAGACGGAGAACCUAACGAAACUAACGGCGAUUGUGUAGUAGACGGCUGUUGUGUUAUCCUCGUGGAACCUACCGGCAGGUGGAAUGACACACCAUGUGAGAUGUGGUAUCCGUUUGUGUGUAAAUUCACAAGCUCGCAACCCAAACUGCGGCCAGGUAAUUGCUUAGUUUUUAACCGAGAGAGGACGUGUCCGUGUGUUGUGGGAUUGUCAACAUUAGAUACAAAUAGUCAGGAACAGCGCACCGAGCUUUGACAAAUAAAAUCCCCGAACGUGGUGUUAAUCGGGCCAAUAUUGAAGAAGAUAGAGCCAUUUUAGAACAGGAAAAUUUACAAAGAAAUGUAUGGAUUGCUGGAGUCCCAUAUUUGAAGAUGUUGGAUGGGUGUAUGUAUAACUCGUUCAUUCUUAGCCCCAUGAACAACCGUGCUUGAGGAUUUUAUACGUGGCUCCCUGGUUAAUAGAGUACUAAAGUGAGAUGUCAUAAAAAAUUAAAUUUGUGAAAUUACGGGAUUUGUCGGGAUAUUCUCAAAGAACAUAAUCCAAGAGGCCUACUUGCCGAAAACUAGCAUUGUUGGGCAAAUUGUCUCUGAGAUAUUAGCCCAGUUAUGCUCUGAUGACUCCUUACAAAUUCUUCUAAAUUCAGACUUAGGUCCAUAGUUAGUAGAGGGGACUGGUUAUGAAAGUAGGCGAGCUUCAAAGAGCGAUGUCUUUGUUAUGAUUUUUGCAUUGUCACGUGAUCGCGAAAGUGCACACAAAAUCAUCGAUCGAGUACUCUCGUUGUUAUUAGUGCGCUAUUCGUUAGUUUUCUCCGGGUGUUUAAGCACUAUAUACUUAUUAUUUUGAAAGAAAUAUAUAUUUAUGUUAUGCCGGGGGUCAACUGUUCCGUCUUUGGCUGUGGUUCGUGUAGAAGGACUAAGGGAAUGGGUAUUUGGAAGCUACCUUUAGCAAAGGACGAAGCACAUGGAAAAUGGCGAGACGAAUGGCUUGGCGAGAUACAAAAGACCAGAGAAAUGGAUCAGAAUUUCAGGGAACUAUGUUAGGUCUAAACUUUUAGACCCAAGCAGGAUUUUAGAAGGAUUUUUAUGGAGUCAUCAGAGCAUAAGUGGGCUAAUAUCUCAGAGCAGGAGCGCUAAUUUUGGCAAGUAGGUGUCUUGGACGUUGUUCUUUCAGAAUAUCUUGACAAAUCUCAUAAUUUCACAAAUUUAAUUUUUAAGACGUCAUCACUUUAGAACACUAUAACGGAGCUCCACGCGAGAGCGUAGCCCCAGACCCAAGAAAAUGUGGUAAUCUACCCAUUCGAGAAAUUUUGGUAAUCACGUGACCGUACGCCCGUCCGUCCGUCCACACCACAGGUAUACCAAUGUAAAAUAACUCAACGAACAGGUAUGGCAAUUUAAAUGCAAUUCGAGGUUAUUUUGGCUGAAAAUCGCGUAGCCACCCGCGUCUUGUGAAGCAGAGACAACUAAAGAGUCAAUAAAGACGAAAACGGAAAGCGGAAAUUGUUUCUGUAUCCCUGUUGUUUAAAGUAUUAAGCUUAGAUUAAUUGUCAUGUCCACAUAUUUGGCAUCUUAGGAAAGAGAAGGACAGAGAAAAGAGAAAGUAGGCGGCAGGUAGCGAAGCUCAACGAGAAAAAGAGCGGCAGAGCUAGAGCGAGAGAUAAAUAACCAAGGAGACUUUUUCUGUUGGAAGAACAACAUGAAAAUUUUGUAGCGGGGUUAAGAAAAUGAGAAAUGCUAGCGGUCAUGAAGGUGAAAAAGAGCGGCAGUGAACAAGAACACGUACGACAUUUCCUCCAUAAAACGUGUAACUAGGAAGUUUCUGGAAGUUUCACGUUGUAGUCGUACAAAACAACGCAAAGAAAUGUACAAAAAAGUGUGCUGCACGUGCAAACUUGCUUUUUUGCUAAUCAGACCUGCUGUUGUUUUUUCACCGUUCUCGUUGCCUUCGCCGUGUAGCGUUACACGAUUUUAUAUUUUGUUUGAGCAAACAAUAAAUAUCAUCGAGAUCUAUAUAUUAAUCCCAUAGUAUACAGACUUGUACCUUGUACCCAGUUCCCCUCGGUUUGACAGCAGGCUCAAGGUUAAGUAACGUCGACGGCGACGUCCGCGUAAACGACGCUCACUUAUUACGAUGUCUAUAGCCUGCUUAGGCAGCAAUCAAUGAAUAGGGAUGAGCGCUUAGGUAUGAUAGCCUGUACACAGGCUAAGGUAUGACUGCUCUUCUAAGUAGAACAAAUUAUAGUGAAUGUACAAAAGUUAUAGUGUAUGCAAACUUAUGUAAAAGAGGCGUGAUGGAUUGGUAUUGGAGGUGGAGUUAUUUCACACCCCAAUUCAUCAAACUCAGGAGUCCAUAACCCUGAGAGAGCAACUGCCAUGUACUCGUGUCAUAGCGUUGUCACCGACCGGUUUAUUUUAAGAACAAAUUUGGCAUGAAUUCAGAAUAUACUUUUAGUCACAUAGACCAGUCAGCAAAACCCACAGACCUAAAAAUGAUAUGUUUGACGUUUGAAAGAGGUUUAGUUUCCCGUUUUUAUAUCUUACACUUGGAAUGCGCUCAUAGGUGGAUCGGAGAUUCCGUUUCCGCUGAAAAAAGCACUCUAAAAUGUAUAUAAAAAUAAAGCGGUCCGAGAAAACGCGGCGGCAGAGUUGCUAUAGUAACUCCGGGUUGUGGGCUUCUGUCAAACUCGAAAUAAAAAGCCUUUCUGUUUCCUUUUCAGACAAAAAUGCACUGAAAAAAGAACAGAACUUCAUCAUACACGAGCAGAAAAGUCUGGCACAUCACGUGAUCUACAAACAAUCCUUGUCGUCUUUAAUUCACUGUGCGCUGAUCUGCACCAACUGGCCAUUUUGUAAAUCGGUCAACUUCAUAUCAGAGCAAGGAGGAAAUUUUGGCGAAUGUCAACUCAAUGACGCUACAGCAGAAGACUUUCCAUUCCAUCUGAUGCGAGUUUCUAAUUCAGUGUAUUCUGUUGUGUAUAGCUCAUGA
Porites lobata is the source of this 3303-nucleotide messenger RNA. NCBI's taxonomy places the organism in Eukaryota, Metazoa, Cnidaria, Anthozoa, Scleractinia, Poritidae. The record is from the annotation of a GenBank genome assembly.